GAGUGGUCGCGAUAUUAUUACUAUCACCUGCAGCGGAGGAUGGGGUACUGAUAAUGGGCGGAGGGAAUAGGCUCGCUUUCCGUAUUUUUAACUCACCGCAAACGAAGCAUCGUCGGUCAUUCGGUUGCCGUCAACCGAGUCGCAUAGGACCCACCCUCCCACAUAUCUGGUUGUGAUUUUUGUGUCGAUUACGCCAAAAAGGAUCAUGCUGCUGAUCGAUUGCUUCCGUCGGCCAUCGCACGAGCUGCAGGCAAGGAAAAAACAAUCGUCCAAAGAGCUGGUGCAGAUGCGCAAACUUUACCGCGAUCCUGUAAAGGUGCUGCUGCUCGGUGCGGGUGAAUCAGGCAAAACCACCAUCAUCAAGCAGAUGCGCAUCCUGCACAUACAGAACAGCUACAGUUUCGAUGAACGGUUGGAGAAGCUGACGGACAUUUACGAAAAUAUACACGAAUCGAUCUACGAGCUGGUGCGGCAGGUAAUACUGCUCGAGCUGGAGUUCGAUUCGGUCAGCAAUCAACGGUGUGCGGAGUACAUUCUACGAAUGGGGCAACAAGCGCCGUGGAAUCUCUCGUCCGAGUACGUGCAGAACGUCCGCCGGCUGUGGUCGGACUCGGGUGUCAAACGGUGCUACAAACGCUCGAACGAGUUCCAGCUGAUCGAAAGUGCAAAGUACUUUCUCGAUCGCGUGGAAAAGAUCUCAAUGCCAGGAUACAUACCGACCAACAGUGACAUUUUGAAUUGCCGUAAGAUCACAACCGGUAUAAAGGAGAUCCGCUUCAAUGUGCGCAUGCCCAGCUCGCUCGGUGGCGGUAUGCAGGAGUUUCGCAUGUUUGAUGUCGGUGGGCAGCGGCAUCAUCGCAACAAAUGGAUGCAAGCAUUCGAGGGCGUCCAAGCGGUCCUGUUUCUGAUCUCUUGCGGUGGGUUCGACCAAACGUUGCGGGAAGAUCCGAAGCAGAACCGGUUGGCGGAAGGGUUCGAGCUGUUCCGAGGCGUUUGGCACAAUCGGUUUCUGGCCGAAACCGGUGUGAUCGUGUUUAUGAACAAACAGGAUGUGCUGGAACGGAAGCUGCUGGCGGGCAAAUCGAUACGAACGUACUUUCCCGACUAUGAUGAUUAUGUUGCAUUUGCGGAUAAGGACCAGCUGUACGAUGAGCUGACGCGCACGAGAUCUUUUAUCCGCUCGAAACUGGUGGACAUCACAAACGAACCACCGAGAAGGACAUCUCAUCUGGUAGGUCGGAAACGCACGUGCUACUUCCAUUUCACCAUUGCUACCGACACGCAGAACGUGCGCACCGUUUUCAACGAUGUGCACAAUAUAAUCCUGACGAAAAACCUUUCCAAAAUGGAUUUACUUUAGAGUUGCGAGAUCUGUAAGGCUAUGUUAUGACUAUUUAUUGCGUGUCUUUGCUGGCUAUAGUGUAGUAAUGGAUGUUUAUUAGAUAAACAAAUAUAUCUCAAUUUUGUGAAUUAAAUUCUGUGCAAUGAUACUU
Anopheles moucheti is the source of this 1493-nucleotide messenger RNA. It is a transcript of the gene Galphaf, whose product is annotated as guanine nucleotide-binding protein G(f) subunit alpha. The transcript is spliced from 5 exons. The coding region runs from base 206 to 1360 and encodes 384 amino acids. Gene Ontology annotation, cellular component: heterotrimeric G-protein complex. The record is from RefSeq and is a predicted model, not a curated record. NCBI's taxonomy places the organism in Eukaryota, Metazoa, Arthropoda, Insecta, Diptera, Culicidae. Gene Ontology annotation, molecular function: guanyl nucleotide binding; G protein-coupled receptor binding; G-protein beta/gamma-subunit complex binding. Gene Ontology annotation, biological process: adenylate cyclase-modulating G protein-coupled receptor signaling pathway.